AUGAACUUGCUAUUACGUGACUUCGACGCGGCCAUUAUAAGAUUUUUUUCCGACAGGAUUGGAUCGAACCUCCAACUAUUUAGUAUCAUUAUCGUGAGUUGGGAGCGGAAAGGCCCGCUGUGCUUGAGGGAAGUUGGAGGAACUGCUAAACUGGUUCAAACUCCAUCAGACCAUGACCAACUGAGGGCGGCAUUUAAUUUCCCCUUAGAUAUAACCCCUUCAGCUGCCCUAUACCGUUACCGGUCGCCUCCGUCACAGCCUGCCAGUGCCGGAACUGAGGCCUGGGACUGGCUCAUAGGCUCCUCCAACGGGAUUGCCAAACCGUUCACAACUGCAUUAGCUACAGACAUCAGUCAUUGCUAUCAACUGUCAUAG
Messenger RNA from Nezara viridula (southern green stink bug), 375 nucleotides. NCBI's taxonomy places the organism in Eukaryota, Metazoa, Arthropoda, Insecta, Hemiptera, Pentatomidae. The record is from the annotation of a GenBank genome assembly.